UUCUGUUUCCUCUCCUGAACUGGACAAGGUAAACAGCAAUGGUCCUCAUAAGCAGUCAGGCAAAUCAAGAACAUCAAGGAAUAAAACGGCGGCCAGUCUCUUUUUUUCUGUAGCCACUCCAAAGUCCAAGUCACCCACGUCACCUUCAACCUCGCCUGUGCAGCCCUCAUCAUCCUCGCCUGCCUACAGAGGAGGAGAGUGCAUCAACAAAGCUGCUUGCGAAUGUGGCAUAAAGAACCCUGAUGCACUGUCAUCAACUAGGCUCAGGAAACACAUAGCAACCAUGUCUAAAAUUCUUAACCUUAAUGAGAAUGAAGCAGACCAACUGGCUGAUUUCCUUGGUCACGAUAUCCGAAUCCACAGACAGUAUUAUCGGUUACCAGAGGGAACACUGCAGCUGGCAAAAAUGAGUAAAGUCCUAAUGGCCAUGGAGAAAGGAACACUGUCUGACUACAAAGGAAAGAAACUUGAUGACAUUGAAAUCGACCCAAAUGAGCAACUUGAGGCCCAAGGUGAUUCCAUGUCAAGUGAUGAGGAGGAUUCCAGUGACCUCUCUCAGACACCAGCACCAGUACAGACUGAUCAACCUGUUCAAUCUGAACAAGCUGUUUCACAGGAGGAUCAAGGUUCUUCAAAUGCUCCAAAAAAGAAAUGGGAGGACAGUGAGGUAAAAGCAGUAGAGAGACACAUGAUGAGUUUCAUCAAGACAUGCAAAGUUCCUGGUAAGCAAGAAUGCAUUCACGCAGAGCCAGAAGCUUUGAAGCAGCGAACAUGGACUGACAGCGACGCCCGUGACUGUGCCAUAAGGCAACAGAGUACAACUAGAGUGAUUGGAGAGCAGGAGGACUCAGAUAGAGCAGAUUCUCUAGAGCGACUCACGAGCUCUGAUGAUGACACAGCUAAUCCACGAUUGGCAGAGUACACUGCUUGA
This is a messenger RNA of Carassius gibelio (silver crucian carp), 931 nucleotides long. RefSeq lists its product as uncharacterized. Bases 284 to 931 code for a protein of 215 amino acids. The transcript is spliced from 5 exons. The record is from RefSeq and is a predicted model, not a curated record. NCBI's taxonomy places the organism in Eukaryota, Metazoa, Chordata, Actinopteri, Cypriniformes, Cyprinidae.